AUGGCCCCCGUCAACCGGCAAAAGGCACAGGACUCAAAAGCAGCGGCUGCCGAUAUUUGGGAUGAGGCACAACUUGAGGCUGCGCUCAAGCGGCUGGACAAACUACAUGUUCAGGCCCGUCUCCUCAGGACCACUAUACCGCGAAUGACACAGCCCCUGACGACGAGCACUACUCCCUCUGAACUGUAUCGCCUACUCAUGAAGUCAGUCGCCGAGGCUCACAAGGAGAUUCAGGAUUUCAAGGAGCUCAUGAGCGAUGCGGAGAGCAAGAAGGUUCUCGAACGUGCAAAGAAGAGCCACAAAGAUAACCCUCGGGGAUUGUCCCCUGGGACCCUGUAG
This is a messenger RNA of Parascedosporium putredinis, 339 nucleotides long. NCBI's taxonomy places the organism in Eukaryota, Fungi, Ascomycota, Sordariomycetes, Microascales, Microascaceae. The record is from the annotation of a GenBank genome assembly.